Molecule: messenger RNA, 2928 nt
Organism: Tyto alba (common barn owl)
Lineage: Eukaryota; Metazoa; Chordata; Aves; Strigiformes; Tytonidae
Gene: RNF34
Product: ring finger protein 34
Exons: 6
Coding region: 70-1401 (443 amino acids)
Biological process (GO): proteasome-mediated ubiquitin-dependent protein catabolic process; negative regulation of extrinsic apoptotic signaling pathway via death domain receptors; protein K48-linked ubiquitination
Cellular component (GO): plasma membrane; cytoplasm
Molecular function (GO): ubiquitin protein ligase activity
Source: RefSeq, a predicted model, not a curated record
CUGAGGGGAGGAAGGGGAGGGGGCGCGAACCGUGUGCGUGACGGGGCCGGGACCCCGGUGGGACGGGCCAUGCCGCCCCUCCCUCGUCGCCUCAGGCCGCCUGGCCUGGCUGCGGCCGCUGUCCCCUCCCCGGGCCUGCCCCGCUACCGAGGGACGCCCGGGGCCGGGGGCCGCCUUGCCGAGGAGCCCCGGCGCCCUCCGCUGACUCAGCAGCCGGGCAGGGCCUGGUGGUGCCGCCGCCUGAGGCGAGCCCCCGCCCCCGUCUCCACACACCGCCUGCGGUCGAUCCGCGGUGGCUGCCGGGCUGCGCAGGGCUCCGGGCGAGAGGGAUCCGGGCUCGGGGCGGCGGGAGCUACUUCCAUGUGGGCUUCCUGCUGUGGGUUGCUGAAUGAAGUCAUGGGUACUGGAGCUGUCCGGGGCCAGCAGGCUGGCUUUGGGGGAAGUGCUGGCCCAUUCAGAUUUGCACCAAAUACAGACUUCUCGGCAUAUCCGUCUCCAGCUGCGGCGGGCGCCAACAUAGUUUGCAAAGCCUGCGGACUUUCCUUUUCAGUUUUUAGGAAAAAACACGUGUGUUGUGACUGCAAAAAGGAUUUUUGCUCAGUUUGUUCAGUCUUACAAGAGAAUCUCAGAAGAUGUUCCACUUGUCACUUGCUGCAAGAAACAGCCUUUCAGCGACCUCAGUUAAUGAGGUUGAAAGUAAAGGAUCUGCGGCAGUAUCUGAUUCUCAGAAACAUACCAACGGAUACUUGCCGAGAGAAAGAAGACUUGGUGGAUCUCGUGCUGUGCCAUCAUGGCUUGGGUUCGGAGGAGGAUAUGGACACUGGUAGCUUGCACUCAUCACGGUCACAGACUUCGGGAUUUUUUACUCAUCCAUUUUCUAUGUCUGUAUCAGUGUCAUCUCAAGGAGAACUUGCAAACAGAAGGGGGAGCACAGGAAAUGGAACACCUUUACAGGGACAAACAGAAAUAUCUUCUAUAAAUAAUGAAGAAGAAGAAAGUGCAGAAGAGCAGACCCCUGGGUUGUCCAGAAAGCGAGCGAGGGCAUCUCUGUCUGAUAUUUCAAGUCUGGAAGACAUUGAAGGGUUGAGUGUUCGGCAGCUGAAGGAAAUACUUGCAUGUAAUUUUGUCAACUACUCGGGAUGCUGUGAAAAAUGGGAACUUGUGGAAAAAGUCAGCAGACUAUACAGAGAGAGUGAGGAAAACCACAAGACACAGGGUGAGAAAAUGCAGCUGAACGACAACGAUGACAACCUGUGUCGGAUCUGCAUGGACGCCAUCAUCGACUGCGUCCUGCUGGAGUGCGGCCACAUGGUCACUUGCACCAAGUGCGGCAAGAGGAUGAGCGAGUGCCCCAUCUGCCGCCAGUACGUCGUUCGGGCCGUGCACGUCUUCAAGUCCUAAACUGAGCCCCAAAGCGGAGCUUGCAGCCGCCUUCCGGGAUGGCCGGGGGUGGGAGCGCCGACCCUCGGGGCGUACAUCAGCUUUUUAGUUCUUGAUAAACACAGCGGUUUUGAACAUCAGGAUCUAGAAGUUUGUGAAACAUUUUUCUACAGCAUACUGAAUCCCAGGGUUGGGUAGCACUGUGUGUACAGUCGCAGUGCUGCCUGACUUACCUUAUAAACCCACAAACUGUUUGAGUCAAACUGUUUACAGCAGUUCUUGCUCUCUUCUGAAGAAUAUCACCGCUAAUUACUGCAUUCAGUACUUGGCAAGUGGUCAGGAAACACCUCUGCUCGACCAUAUUAGCGUGUUGCAUCAUCUAGUGCAUUAGAAGCAACUAAUAUAUCAGUUGAAUAUUCAGCUUUUAUGUAAUUAUAGAAUGUAACUGUUCUGACACUGUCCCUGCAACGGUGUUGACAGUAUAAAAUGCGACUGUAGGAAGCACUGCCAUUACCUGUACGUGCACAGAAGCCCUUAAGCGAUCUCUUUUAUGCUGAUUGCUUCCUUCCCCAUGUCUGUCAUUACACACCUCCUGUCUUGGCCAUUUGUAAAUGUCCAGGAAGCUCCGUCCUUUUGCAGGGCUCUGCCAUGUCCUGUCCAAAUACCGAUUACUAAGUGUUUUUUAGUUUAGGAAUAAAAUAUUUUUUUAAAAAGGGGUAUAGUAAACCAGGUUACUGUGGUCCUUAAUCCACGCCUGCCUCUUGUAACUAUUAAUCCUAAGUGUGAUGAUUGUAGUCCCAGUGCUGACAACCUGAUGUUACUGUGAAUACUAAUCAGGGUCACAAAACUACUUGCUGCUAACCUGUGGAAUGUAUGGUGUUACUAACCUUAAAUGGGGAGGGGUUUAGUAAGGGAAGGGAAAUUGUUUGUGUAAAACCUCCUGUUCACAGACUUCACCGAGGCUGAGCAGCCAUUAACUGUGCUUCCCCUGGCCUGUUAACAGCCCUGGGAGGGUCGUGGUGAUGGACGACAGCAGCAAGAACAGCUCUUGCUCUGGGACCAGCUCCCUGGGGCCAAGCACAGCAGAGCAGUGGUUAAAGUCACUGUUAAUAAGAGAGGUGAGUCAGUUAUUCCUUUGCGCAGGGUCAAGCCAUGGAGUUACAGUUUCUCCUUUUAAUUUCCCACGUGCUAGCAACUUGACAGACAGGGACAUGUUCUGCUGAGGCUGUAGUACCUGUUAGUUCUUACCUCUGCUACCCUGGUAUGUCUGCACUUGUCUUUUAUGUGAAAAACUAAGCUGGCUUGUAAAAGAGAAAGGAGCUCCUCCUCAAACUAAAAUACACAGCUUAGAGACCCUGCUGGUUAUUUUUCAGAAGGGAGCAAACCUCUCAAUGGCUUUAUUUUUUAGAAGUAACUUUUUAAUGGUACUUAAUUCUUGGAGUCUCUGCUCAGUGGGUAAGCUAAUGAAGAAAAACAUACCUUAUAUGUUAUUUCCAUGCUGAUCAUUAGCCACACAAGCUUAAUAAAGAUUUGUGAUGGGCUGCCUCA